This is a messenger RNA of Dipodomys ordii (Ord's kangaroo rat), 1932 nucleotides long. It is a transcript of the gene Meiosin, whose product is annotated as basic helix-loop-helix and HMG box domain containing 1. Lineage: Eukaryota; Metazoa; Chordata; Mammalia; Rodentia; Heteromyidae. The record is from RefSeq and is a predicted model, not a curated record. Bases 1 to 1932 code for a protein of 643 amino acids. The transcript is spliced from 14 exons.
AUGUACACACUCUCAGGUGCCCCCCGGAACCCGCCCGGGGCUCUCACCAUCCCCGCGCGGCGAGGCUGCCUCGACUACGCGGGGCUCCCCCACUCGCUCCUCUACAGCCUCCCCUUCCGGGGUCCUGAGAGGGGGGCACAAGGCCUGGAGACGGAGCGGGCAUUUGAGUGUGAGGCUGGGUCGAGUUUUGGGGCGUCCCCUCUAAAGUCGGGCCUGUGGAAGGCGCUGUUUAGAGGAGCUCUUGGCAAUCUGGGGUCUCUUGGAGUUUGUGUGUGGAGGAAUGAGAAGAAAAACCACACCAGCAAACUUCGAGAGCUGGCACUGCUGCUCCCCAUUUCUCAGAAGAGUGGAACCAAGAAGCACACUAAGAAGGAGAUCCUUUUGCAUGUUCUGAAUUAUAUCCGGUACCUUCAGAGCAGUAUCAAUGUGGUCCAGACCCUGAUCGGAUGCCACAUCAGCAGCAGGGGAGUAGGGGCUGCAGAGCCCACCUGGGAGCCCACCACACCUGGAAGGCAGGAGAAUGUUCUGGACCAGGAGAGAAAGUCAGACACCGUGUCCUUCAUCCUCCCACCAGCGCUUGAACAGCAGGAUGGACCCCAGAUGCUCCGCCGCUCUCUGGAUCUGCAUAAGCCUGAGGAAGGGGAGACCACAUUUCCAGACCAGAGAGAAGAAAACUUGGGGGUAACCACCACCCCUCCAAAAUGCCUUGACCUCUGCAAUCCCCUCCCGGCUGCACUAUCCUCGCUCCAGGAUGGUGGUGAAGAAGGGAUAUUCCAGCUGGUAGUGCAGGACCUGGCUGAGAACAUCGACUCCUAUGACUUCACAAACUUGUGUGCUAUUGACAAUGCCAAAGAUCAUGAGCCCAAGGCUGAUGAAGAGGCCCAGCGAGCAGUGGAAACAGCCUUUCUCUUCAACAAGGUGCACAUCUCUCCCAGGCAGAUGCUGAUCUCCAGCGAGGAGCUGGACAAGGAAAUCCUAGGUGCUAACAUUUGGCUUCCUGCCUGGGAGACAAAGGACGACCCCUCGGAGACCCCACUGGUCUUGGAGCUUCCCCAGAGCAAUACCUGGGGUGCGACAGGCUAUGCAAGCGACAGUUUAGCACUCAGCCCUUUGUUCUUCAGCUCCCCGAGCAAAGUCCUGCCAGAGCCCAUCCUGCAGGAUGACACCUUCUACCUGACCGAGGGUCUCCUGGAAGACGCUUUCUUGCAGUUGGAGUCCCUGCCUUCUCCCUGCUCACCCAAGGCUCCCCUAGGGAAGGAUGGCCCAUCCUGGGCCCCCCAGGAGUUUCCUGGUUCCUCCAGCCAGAGCUGGCCCUGCACCCCCCCAGACCAAUGCUACCUCUCACUGAGUGACAGCAGCGAGACGUCGUCCGGAUCUACUUCUGAGGACACGGCCACGGAUACGGAAUCCAUGUGGGAGCAGGAAGAGGACUUGCAGGCCGACCCCGAGGGCAUGCAGUCCUCCAGUAACGAGGAUGACUGCGCCUGGACCCCUUCCAGGCAGGCCUUGAACCCUCCCUGGGGCAGGAGGACGGCCAAGAAGAACCGGGCCCACAGGGUCCCCGGGAGACCCAAAGAGAACAAGAAAGCGCCCUGCCCAGCCCAGGCGAAGAAAAAGUGUGUCAACGGCUUCAUCAUGUUCUGCAGGAUGAACCGGAAGCAGUAUAUCCGAGCCUGCCCUGGAACCGCGUCCACCGCCGCCACCAAGGAGCUGGCCCAGCUGUGGCGCAUGAUGUCCCUGAAAGAGCGUAGGCCAUACUGCACCAAGGCACGCAGGUUCAGCCGGCAGCACAACCGCGUGGUGAAGCAGGAGAACUCCAGCAGCGAGGACGACGAGGACUGGGAGAUGCCCAAGCCCUUCUACCAGCUGCUGGCCCAGCGUGCAUGCGUGCCCCCGGAGCCCACCUCACCACCCAAGCCUGGCCACCAGUGA